This is a messenger RNA of Drosophila busckii, 1334 nucleotides long. Its product is annotated as maker8. Lineage: Eukaryota; Metazoa; Arthropoda; Insecta; Diptera; Drosophilidae. The record is from RefSeq and is a predicted model, not a curated record. The coding region runs from base 84 to 1319 and encodes 411 amino acids. The transcript has 4 exons.
AUAACAACAAUUUGUUGUGUGUUUACAAUUUUUAUUAAAACAGCCGCUAAACUAAGUUGUGGUGUACGAAACUAUGCAAUAAUAUGGAAGUGCCACUAUCGGAUUUCAACUUGCUGGACCUGGAUCGGGAGCUUAAUGCGCGCGCCUUGAGCAUCGAAGGAUCCAAAGUGGAGCGCUAUGAGCGUUUGAACCAGGCACGCAUAAAAGAACCGGAGAAUAUAUACCGGCCCGAAGUGCCGGAAAUAAGCAAGUAUGGAGCAACCGUGCACAUGGAGGACUUCACAGAAGUGCAGAAUUUUACGCAGCCCGAGUGUACCCGCUUGACAUCAAAAGUGCAUUGGAGAUUGAAUAAUGUGCGUCGCACUGAAGAUGGCGAAGGCUUGGAAUACUUUUACCCAGAUGUGCUCAGCAGCGUGGAACACUCAAAAACGUAUAUGCUGAAUAUGGAUGAGUUUCUGGUGCGCCAAGAACCUUAUGUGAUGAAGAUGUUUGUCAUAUUCUCAAAGCGCACAACUGGUGAGGAGCAGACGUUGUGCUAUGCUAGAUGCCUUUCGGCGCCACGUAGCUGGGAUGAGAAUACAGAAGAGUUUGAGUUUCCACUGGUCACAAAUGACAGCAUAGCCAAUGAGGAUGUGGACAUAGGCAUACUGCAGACUACACUCAUGACACCCGCAAAUAUAGCCAAAGCUUUGGGUUACAUACUCAUAGAGCUGAGUAACAAAGCUAUAGACAACUAUGUGACCAUUGUAAGCGAUCAUGGUCGGUUCAACAUGCCCGAAGUAGUGCCACUGAUUGAUAAAAACUUGCACAUACCACACUUGCUCUACGACAUACACGAUCUGCAGCGCAGUCUCCAAAACAUGUUCAGCACCGACUGCGUGCGCUGCUCCAUGCGUGUAGCCCACGAGUUGUUUGAUCGCCUCAGCUAUGAGAAGCGGCUGCGCAAGAUUUGCAAUAGCAAGCUUAGCAAAAACCCGGAGGCCGAGUCACUGCUCAUGGAAUAUGUAAACAAAGUGCCGCUCGUUAUGCGUGCCAUGUGGAAGUUCAAGGAGCAUCGGGAGAAGUGCAUCUCGCUGCUGAACUUGAAUAACAAACUGGCCAAACUGUAUGGCGCACAUGUGCAAAGCCAGCUGCCGCCCAUAACAUAUGACGACUGCCAGGCGGGCGCAGGACUAUUGCAAUUGAUGGUCUUCGAUGCGUUAUGGAAUUUAACGGUGGAGCGUGAGCCCAUCGUAAGAUUGAAAGAGGUUACACAGGCGCAGCAGCAACAGCGAUUAUUAACCACAAACCGUUCAUUAAAUUUUAACUUAAUUGCUUAGUUGCAAUGAAAAUCA